ACUCAUCUGACGUAUCUCGUUAAACGUGUCAAAGUCAACACCCUCACGAAGCCUCAAAUUAUUAAUCACCCCCAUUACUCUCACCCGUAUGAGUGAGCCGAAUCUACUCCAUAAACGUCAAAUUAUCAGAGAGAGCCGGGACGAUUUCAAAGUGAAUUAUUCAAUGGAUCCGCCCCACGAAACCUACUGCAAAGAGGAGUAUUCGGCCCGCUUUGUUUUCCCAUGCAAGGAGGCCACUUUAAAACGCCCAACUCCGAUACGAGACAAAAGCGAGGAAUUAAAAAUUGAGUUAGCGAACAUACAGUUGGAGGAGUCUGAGGCGCUUGAACGACAUAAAACUCUAACGGACCAUUUAAGCCACUUAGAAAUCUUACUAGAAAACCUCCUGAACUACAUCGAGUGCGUGAUCUUAGAACUAAAAUCCUCCACACGUCUAAUAUCUUGGCUAAACCGUUACGAGCACAUCCACCUUCCUCCUGGUCAAUUAAAACAACUGACGGACAACAAUUACGAUCUGUCAACAAUUGAAACGUUCAAACAGAAACUUUUAACGAUACUGAAAGGUAACAAUGACGCGAAGACAAAACUGAAAAAGCUCCGCGGGGAAUUCGCGGAGAGACAGAGCAAUUACAAGUUGGCACUGAAGAAUUUUAAAAUUAUUCUGGAAAUUUUAAACGUAAACGAGGACUCGUUAGGGAAACUCAAACUUCAGUUCGAAGAAGUUUUAAUGGAUUAUCAGCGUUGCCGGUGCAUUUUGGACGAUCGUGAGUUACCGCACGCCAUCGCUGAGAAACAGAAACUUUUGAGGGAGGGUUUGUCUUUCUUGGGAGUCGAGUGUGAUAUGGUGGACGGAUGGAGGGAGACCUUGAGGAGUUUUUUUUUGAAUUUUCGGGAGGUUAUGCGAGAGAACGCUCAAGUUUGGGUUAAAGAAGAAGCGGAAGGUUCCAGGUCCAGUAUUUAAUUGACUAAUUGGUUAAGUUAGAUUUAAGUCAAUUUAUUGUUGGAAAGUAUACAUUAAAUUGUUUUGUGUGCAA
Molecule: messenger RNA, 1034 nt
Organism: Anthonomus grandis grandis
Lineage: Eukaryota; Metazoa; Arthropoda; Insecta; Coleoptera; Curculionidae
Exons: 2
Coding region: 89-961 (290 amino acids)
Source: RefSeq, a predicted model, not a curated record